AUGGGAGGACACAAGAAUAUAGAAGUUACAAUUGAAGCAUUCAAAAAGAUUCAUUCACAUUCAUUCAAAUAUUUAGAGUCUGCAGUCAAUGGUAUACUAUUGGGUACAGUGCAAAAGGAUUCAUCGAUCAUUGUCAAUGAUAUAAUCCCUCUCUUUCACAAUGGAACUUUAUUACCAAUGUUUGAAGUUGCAAUGAUACAGAUAGAAGAAUAUUGUAAAGUAAAUCAAAUAGAUAUGGUUGGAUACUAUCACAUUACAGAUAACUUAUCAGAAAAGGAGGUUGAUCCAAUGGCAAAGAAGAUAUUAGAAAAGUUAUCAAACGAAUUACAUACUUUUUGUUUUAUUACUAUUGUUGAAUUGGAUAAUGAUAAUCAAAGUGGAUUGAUUUCACUUUCAAGCAAUGGAAAUAGUUUAGCAAAACAACAAGAUGUUAAAGUAGUUGGUCAACCAUCAUUCGAUACACUCAAACAAACAUUAAAACAAAUACUCACCGAACACAAAGAAACAAAAUUAAAUGAUUUUGAAGAUUACCUUUCAAAUCCAACUUUAGAUUGGUUAAAUAAACCAUUAUAA
Messenger RNA from Cavenderia fasciculata, 573 nucleotides. RefSeq names its product UPF0172 protein. Bases 1 to 573 code for a protein of 190 amino acids. Gene Ontology annotation, cellular component: EMC complex. The record is from RefSeq and is a predicted model, not a curated record. Lineage: Eukaryota; Evosea; Eumycetozoa; Acytosteliales; Cavenderiaceae. The transcript is spliced from 3 exons.